AUGUGGUGUGGUCUGAUGAAUAGCCUGGAAUUCGGCUUGGAAAGCUGGAACCCAGCCAAGUUCAGGUUACAGUCUCCUGAUCUCCUUCAUACAGGUGAGGCUCUGAUUCAAACCCAGCAGACUGUGUGGACAGCAGUAGGAGACCAAGCCUCUCUAAACUGUCAGCUCAAGGAGGAAAAAGAUGUCCUCCAGAUCACCUGGCAGAAAGUCCUCCCUGAUGGAGAGAAGAAUCUCGCCACCUACACCAAGAAAUUUGGUUGUAGAAUGAACGAUGAUCUGAAGGAGAAGAUGAUUUUUCAGCACAAAAAUCUUCAGAGCUGCUCCAUGGUGAUCAGGAAGGUGACGGAGGAGGAUGAAGGCUGCUACAGAUGUUUGUUUAACACCUAUCCUGGAGGAGCCCUGAUAGGCUGGACCUGCCUCAGACUCUAUGAGCUGCAUGAACCCAUCCUUGAUGUGAGGAGAUUAAAUGUUUCUGCAGAGUCAGUUGUGUCCUGUUCAGCCACAGGUCGACCUGCUCCCACUGUAACACUGACUGUUCUACAGCAGAACCUCAGUUUCUCCCACUACGACAGCAGCAGUGUGACCCACAGCAACGGUACAGUCACCGUCACCACCACAGCUCUGCUGUCAGCUUCCAGCAGCACACAGGUUGGAUGUUCAGUGUCAGUGCUCUCUGCUGCUCCCAGAGAGAAGCUGAUCACCGUUCCUGGAGUUAAAGCAACAUCUGAUGAUGGUUUAAAAGAAAAGUCUGUGGAUUUAGACCCGAGGGAAGAGUCUGUAGAUCAGAAUUUCAACUGGAUCUACGCAGUGGUUGUGGUAACUCUGGCCUGUUCUUGUUGUCUCGCAAUCUUCAGCUACUGGAGAUAUAAAACUUAUAAAAACAGGGGCCCUGAGCAGAACAAAACACCACUAAGAGAAACGCCUAAGGAAGGGGUUUCUGUUAGAGGGAUCAAAACACCUUUACUGACGUUGAUGAAUGAGUGUAGACAGAGAACGUCUACCAAGAAAAGUCCAGAAAACAACACAGUC
Molecule: messenger RNA, 1029 nt
Organism: Cyprinodon variegatus (sheepshead minnow)
Lineage: Eukaryota; Metazoa; Chordata; Actinopteri; Cyprinodontiformes; Cyprinodontidae
Product: OX-2 membrane glycoprotein-like
Exons: 7
Molecular function (GO): cell-cell adhesion mediator activity
Source: RefSeq, a predicted model, not a curated record